Molecule: messenger RNA, 817 nt
Organism: Drosophila innubila
Lineage: Eukaryota; Metazoa; Arthropoda; Insecta; Diptera; Drosophilidae
Product: fibrinogen-like protein 1
Exons: 2
Coding region: 22-747 (241 amino acids)
Source: RefSeq, a predicted model, not a curated record
GUUCUUUAAUAGAGGUCGAUAAUGAAGACUCUAGUCUACAUUCUUUUGUCCGUCUUCUGGCUGACUCUUGCCUUGGCCGAGUUGGAUUCAAGCUCUCGAUUCUUCCAUAACUAUCCUGAUUCCUGCACAUCUGCAAAACCCAAAAAGAAUGGCAUCUAUAAAAUCAAAGUAAAUGGACAACUCAUGUCCGUGUACUGCAAUAUUGGGAUUACUGGAUCUCCCUGGUUGGUAAUUCAGCGUCGUGUGGAUGUCUCCGUUAACUUCUAUAGGAACUGGUCAUCGUAUCAGGAAGGAUUCGGUGACUUGGAUAAGAGCUUCUUUAUUGGACUGAAUAGGCUGAAUACUCUAACGGUAUCACAACCACACGAAUUGUACGUUCAUCUAGAGGACUUUGAAGGUCAAAGCCGUUUUGCCAGAUACGAUCAGUUUGCCAUUGGAAACGAGGCCAAUUUGUAUGGUCUGAAUAUAUUGGGAAACUAUUCAGGUACCGCUGGAGAUGGACUCAGAUAUCAUCAGUAUGCGAAAUUCUCAACAUAUGAUCGCGAUAAUGCCAAUAUAACCAGAAACAGUGCUGUCGAUUAUACUGGUGCCUGGUGGUACAAGACUACCCACUACAGUAAUCUCAAUGGACUUUAUUUCGGUGGUGAGUUUGGAAAUGGUCAAGUCGGCCGUGGCGUAACCUGGUAUCACUGGCGUGGCGAUUACUACAGCUAUAAGACCGUUCACAUGAUGAUACGACCAAUAUAAUGAUCUUGAAAGCACAUGAAUUUUACUAUGUAACUACAUGAAUUAAAUAUUGAAAAAGUGAUCCCAAUAA